This is a messenger RNA of Oncorhynchus gorbuscha (pink salmon), 4201 nucleotides long. RefSeq lists its product as uncharacterized. Bases 2171 to 2833 code for a protein of 220 amino acids. The transcript has 3 exons. NCBI's taxonomy places the organism in Eukaryota, Metazoa, Chordata, Actinopteri, Salmoniformes, Salmonidae. The record is from RefSeq and is a predicted model, not a curated record.
UGGAGUGCAAUGUAAUCGUCCAUGAUCAGUGUGCAAAAAUGCAGAUUACCAAUUGUUAUGAAAACUUGAAACCGGCCCUAAUGAAUCGGCCAUUCCAAUUAAUCGGUCGACCUCUAGUUUGGAUUGUUACCACAUUGAACACUACCCUCUGUGUGUAGUGGUUGUGUUUUCAGUUCAAUUGGCUUGAUGCUUGGUCCAGAGUGGACUGAUAAUCCAUAAUUUAUAACAGGUGAAGAUUUUAAAAAUUAUUGGUGCAGUACAGUAAUUUAUUUGAAUUGUAUUUAUUAUUUAUUUAACCAGGUGAGUUGACUGAGAAUACAUUGUGAUUUACAGCAACGUCCUGGGGUAAAUUACAAUACAUAGACCUAGUUAAAAGCCAUAUUUAACACGCAGAAAUAUAAGCAAGCGAAAUUCAAUAAAGAUCAAUCUCAUAAGAAUUCCAAUUUCCUUUUGCCUCUCAACAAUAUUGAUGUACUAUAAGACUGAUAGGCUACAAUAAAAUUAUAGAGCCUACUCUUACGAUAAGUGCCAUGGGAUUUUUAAUGACCACAGAGAGUCUGAACACCCGUUUAACAUCCCAUCCGAAAGACAGCACCAUUCGUAGGGCAAUGUCCCCUCUACUGCCCUGGGGAUCUCCUUAGACCAGAGGGGGGUGCUCGCUACUGGCUUUACAUCACCACUGCCAGCAGCACCUGGUCUCCCAUCCAGGAACCAUCCCUGCUUUAGCUUCAGAGGCAAACCAGCAAUGGGAUGCUGCUGGUAUCAAGCUGAAGGCAUGAAUCAAAUGGUUGUUUACUGAAACUCCCAAAGUCUUUCCAAUCAAUGUAAUACAUGUUGAACAAUAGCCUACCUCUCUGUGGUCAACUAGAUGAUAAUUGUCAACACUGUUGUGAUUUGAGACAAGCUUGGGGACUCCUGUUGAUAAAUCAAUCAUCGUCAGAUUUGAGUUUUCACUGAAUCUCCGUUUGGAUAUUGGUUAGGCUGCAAUUAGUCUAGGGAAAUGUUAUCUAUAGUUGAGUUGAGUGCUGCUCUGAUCAUCUUGUCUAGUUGUCUAGCUCAUUUAUUAGAGUAUUUUGCCAGUAGUUUAACAGGUGGGCUAUUUGCUCUAAACUCAAGUCGUUUAGUAUGCAAUAGUGUAGCUUAAAUCAAGUGUAGCACCAUUUUUUUGUUCGAUCGCGUUUAGGCAACUCUUAAAGCCCGCGGAGGUUGUAAAAUAUGAACACGAGAAUCACAUUCUUUUCAAAAUAUAGAUUGCUAGUAUUUUCUAUUGGUAUCAUGAUGAAGAUACUAUCAAUGUAAGAGCCUACGCACCUGCUCUUUAACCAAGUGGAGUGAGGGUAGAGAUGAAACGUGGAACAAAAAAGCAUGGACUUGGGCUGUUUCAAAAUACCACUUUUUUUAUAUGACCGGUUCCACACAUUUCCGUGACCAGUUGUGUGGGAAAAAUAUAAAUGUAACCCCCCCCGUAUUCCAAUAUAUUAUUAUUAUAAAAUAUAUAUGUGUUGACUAUGAUCGGGUAGGUAGGUCUUGUCUGUUCAAUGAACAAAAUAAUUAACUAUUAAUUUAAUUCAUUUGGACAUAACGUAGCCUAAUUAAACCCAAAAUGUGUUAUUCUAUUCUUUUGAAAAUAUGUUUCAGGUAAGAAUGUGGUAUAAAAUAGGCAUGUUUGUAAGGGGGCCAUAUAAAAAGUACCUUCUUUUUUUGUACAGAAAAAAAGACCGUAAAUCCUAUGUGAAAGCAGGUACUACACAUCUAAACCAUUGUUGUUAUUGUGGGACACACACACACACACACACCGGUAAAUCCUAUGUGAAAUCCGUAUUACAUACCUGAACAAUUGCUGUUCUUGAGUGGUAAAAAUACCGUAAAUCCUAUGUGAAUGCAGUUCUACACAUCUAAACCAUUGUUGUUAUUGUGGAGCACUCCUCUACAGUAGGUGGCGGUGUUGUACUUUCAAUUGAAUUGCACGGUCCAGUUUAUGAUUACAUUACUGUGAAGAUGACGAAAAAACAAUCUCAACAGCUACUUACAAACAAAGCAAGCUAGCGAUGUUUAGUUUAUGAUAUGAUUGUAUCAAUUUUACUAGCUAGAUAGAUAAUUGUGAAUUAUCAUAAUAUAGAAAAACAAAAACACUGUUUCAUUGAAAAGGGGCCAAAAGCGUCGGGGGACAAUGUCGGGCUCCGUUGCCGAUUUCCAGGCGCAGAUAGCCUCAAUCAUGGAGGUGCUAGCCAACGCGGCUGUAGCCGAAAUCUGCAAAGUUGUUGACGAUGGCUAUGCGGUUGUACAUCUGGAGAUGUCCCAAAGCCACAAGGAGAACGAAUUUCUCCGGAGGAAAAUGAAAUUGAUGGAACUUCAGAUCACCAGAUUUCGAGCAGAGAGAACAAAGUCUUCAGAGGGGUCCGUCCACAAUCGCUUCCAUGGAAUACGCCUCCUAAACAGACACAACCAUCGAGAAACUGCAACGACAGGACCUACUUGGCAAAGCAGAAACAGACUUUCCAACAGGAGUUUUGGGAACAGCAGCAUUCAAAGAGACAGACAGCCCAUAGACGUGGACCAAGACGAUGUCUCUCCAUCAAAGCAUAUGGAUGCUACAAGUGAUGAGCAGUCAGCAGAGACAGAGGAAGGGCAACCAGACCUGCUGAUCAUCAAGGUGGAGGGAGAAGCAGAUGACCAGGACUCUAGGAUCAGCCACCCAGCUAGAACAGUGGAGGGCAGCAGAGAACUAACCACCCAACCGGCUGCAGCCACCACAGAGGACUCCGCCUUCCAGUCCAGUGGCACCAGAGGCAACAACAACUACAAACACAGCUAUGGAGGUCAGUGGAUCUGACGCCGUCCUCCUCCAGUCAGAAACAGGGACUGUGAACCAGGGACCCCAGCAACGCAUGGGAUUUGAACCGAAAGCAGAGAGACCGAGUCUGGACACAAAGUGUGAUAUGGACGGGGACCUCACUCUCCUAAGAGAUUCUUUAAACCAGGUGUGGAGAGAGGUAGUAGGGACGGAUGAUGGCGCCUCUGCUGCUCACACUAAAGUAAUGGACCUAGGGAGUGGCUCAGUGGACCCAGAAACCCAGAAUAGAUCGGCCACAGAAAUGAGAAGUGUAGGGUUAGAAAACCACAGGUUUUCCCCCAAGUCAUUCCAUUCUUCAUCAGAACAUGUGAUAGUGAUUGACUCUGUAUCCAGUGGGCAGCAGGUAGAUAGAGAUUUUGAGUGGUGUCAGGUGGGUACAGCUACUACACCACAGGACAAUGGGACUGAAAAUAAGCAGGGAGUGGGAGUGUUUAACAGAAAUGCACCAAUGAAUCACCACGAUUCGAUGAGAGACAACACCACGCAAUUUGUUUCACCCAGCUUCCGGGCCUCUGAGAUAAAUACAGGCAUGCAUGUUGGCACAGGUGAGGCCAAUAAAGCUAGUUGGUGCUCAUUGGCAAGCCUCCAGAGACACUCUGAAAUACCAGGAAGAAGAGUUCAACAACCAGCUCAUACCUCACUUCCUGAUUGCCAUUUUAGACCAAGUGCCACAACUUCCUCCCACUCGAGUAAUCUCGCCACAGACGUUAGACCUGGUACCGUAGAACGACCAUAUGGUUGCCCGAGCUGCAAUAAGAAGUUUGUCCACGAGAGUGACUUGCGGCAGCAUGCUGUCAUCCACACCAGAAAGCGGCCGUUCGCCUGCACCUUGUGUGAGAAGAGAUUUGUGUCCCGCGCCAAGCUCCAAAUGCACCUAAACGUCCACACUGGUGAGAAGCCCUUCAGUUGUACACAUUGCGGACGCAGGUUCUCCCACUCCAGCAAUCUGAAAAGACAUCAGAAGCUUCAUCAUUGAGAACUGACAAGGAAGCAAGAGAUUCCUAUUGAAAAAAGCUGUUAUAGCAAUAUCAGGAGUUCAAAGGUCAUUGGUUCUAACAUAGUCGUAUUUCUGCAGGGUAUUUGCCCUGGUCUCAUACGUCUACAAUACAACGUGGUUCAUAUUUACAUUAUCUACAAAGACUGUUACGUUUUCUUGGCUUCUUUAAUGCCAACAGCAUCACUCACAUUGACUGUUAAGGUUGAUAAUGGUUCGAUAUAACUGCCUCAGACUAAAGUUAUAGCAGCUACUGAAAUUGUACUGUCCAUUUGUACCAAUUUGACCAAUGGCUAUUGCUGUUUGUUUGUCAAUUCCUAUAAUUCCAUCAAUAAAUCAUAUUUUUCAAAGAA